UAACGGAAAGCACGCCGUGUUUGACGAGUCCUUGUGUUAAGUUUAAAUUUUCCGGUGAUUCAGUGUAACGUUUUGUGUCCAGUGUAAUCUUGUUUAAUUUUCUUAAACAAUUUUUUCUUCUUGUUUGGGUGCUACAGGCUAAAGUAGUAAUUUGAUGUGUUUUGUGUCCAGUGUAAUCUUGUUUAAUUUUCUUAAACAAAUUUUUCUUCUUGUUUAGCUACUACAAGCGAAAAGUAGUAAUUUGAUAUGUAUUUUUUUGUCUAUGAGGCCGUGGGUGCUUGUAUUAAAACAUAUUAAGUACAGCCUGCUAGGUCAUGAUGGCUGGACUGAAGAAAAAAAAAACCUCUCAUCCAUUAGCAAACAACGGUUGCGUGUCGAUCGAGAGUUUUCUGGAUUGCGUGACACACAGUUCGAAACGUUGUAUAUAUGAAGGGAAUAAAUUUUCUGCGCCUAUAUAUAACGUGCACAGUUCACAUGGAUCAUCUUGCUGAUUGCCCCACUAGAAUGGUCUUUCGUAUACCUCUCGGUGCAAUCUAUAGUUUCACUGUAGUGUAACGAAAACGCGAUACUGAUAUUCCCGCUGCAGCAUUCCCGCUUGCUUCGUGGCUUGGCCGUGUUUUGCCUUAAUUAAAAAGGAAUCGCGUGACUUUCUAUUGUACAAGCUUUUAAAUGUUUAAUCCAUUAGUGAUCAGAAGCUACAAAAAAAAUAGAGUAUAUAUUCAUAAGGUCAAGUAAUGCAUAUGUGAAUAAGUUAAGUUAGAAACUUAUUUUAACUUAUGUAUUAGCAAGCAAAAGAACACCUUUCAGUUACUAAAUUCCACGAGAACAAAGAAUGAUUGAACACAAAACACACAGGCAAAUUAAGCUUAUCAUCGUUGCACAUAUGUGAUUUUGUUUAAAGCAACAUCCAUCGGGUCGAUUGCAAAAUAAUUGUGAGUAAGGGAAUGAAAAUGAGCCAGCUUGGAACUGUCUAUGCCACCAAAAGGCGACGUCGAAAUGGAAAAAGCAUAAAAACAACACCCAAAGAAGGUAUCACCAAAAGCAAUCCUUCCAAGAGACACCGAGAACGUCUUAAUGCCGAAUUAGAUCUUUUGGCCUCUUUGCUACCGUUUGAACAAAACAUACUGAGUAAAUUGGACCGUUUGAGCAUCCUACGACUGUCUGUUAGCUAUCUCAGAAUAAAGAGUUAUUUUCAAGUCGUGAUGCACAAAGAAAAAAAUGAAAAUGGAAUGAUGUCAAAUGCCGUUUCAGAUGAAAACUACCGUACCCGCGAUUUUACGUCUUAUGAUCACAGCUUCGUUUUAGAUAGCGAAAUGUUUCUACAGGCACUAAAUGGAUUUAUAAUGAUACUUACAUGUGACGGAGAGGUAUUUUUUGCUACCCAUACUAUCGAGAGCUACUUAGGAUUUCAUCAGUCUGAUAUUAUUCAUCAAUCGGUUUACGAACUAGUUCACUCUGAAGAUCGCGAAGAGCUUCAGAAGCAAUUAUUGUGGAACUCCUUCUUACCGGCAGAUCUUUCUGGAAUUCAACUUACAGAAGCCCUUGUCCCCGAAAAGGAUAAAUUGUUGGAACGCAGCUUUACCGUGCGAUUCCGAUGUUUGCUGGACAACACAUCCGGCUUCCUGCGUUUGGAUAUUCGCGGCAGAGUUAAAAUUCUGCAUGGACAAAAUAAAAAAAAUGAGGAACCCCCUCUGGCAUUAUUUGCAUUUUGCACUCCUUUUGGCCCACCCAGCUUGUUGGAAAUUCCACCGAAAGAGAAUAUGUUCAAGUCAAAGCAUAAGCUAGACUUUUCACUAGUUUCUAUGGAUCAUAAAGGAAAGAAUACACUUGGAUACUCAGACUCAGAACUAGCUAAUAUGGGAGGAUAUGAUCUUGUACAUUACGACGACUUGGCAUAUGUAGCCAGUGCACACCAGGAACUGCUUAAGACAGGUGCCUCGGGUAUGAUAGCUUACCGCUACCAGAAAAAGGAUGGUGCAUGGCAGUGGCUACAAACCAGCUCCAGAUUAGUGUAUAAAAACUCGAAACCAGAUUUCGUAAUUUGUACACAUCGGCAGUUGAUGGAAGAAGAAGGCCGAGAUCUACUUGGAAAACGUACGAUGGACUUUAAAGUUAGCUAUUUGGAUGCCGGCAUUUCAUCAACCUAUUUUGAUUCGGAUCAGCUUAUCAUCAGUCCAAACAAUCUCAACUCACCCAGCUCUCCCACAACAUCUCAACAACGUGCUAAUCGACGGUAUAAAACACAACUACGUGAUUUUCUUUCGACAUGUCGUCAUAAGCGGAAAAUUAAUAAUCAAAGCACAGUUGAACAGGUAUCGCCUACUGUUUCGGUGGUUGACUACAUAUCUGGUGGUCCACCAGGAACUGCUGCAGCGGCAGCAGCUGUGGCAGCGGCUGCGUAUACAAACACUAUAAAUAGUGUUUACCCUCCAUCGACCCAUUUUCCAGGCUCAGGACCGGAUAACGUUUAUAUGACGGCGCCAGUGCAUUCCCCGAACUUUUAUCCGAUGCCUGAUAAUCUAUUCCAUCAGUAUCGGCUGCAAGGUGUAAGUGGCUACUAUCCCGAGUAUCAUACCAGUACUACUGCAUCCACGUUUGUAUCUACUAACGGGCUUAUUCCGUACGACAGUUAUGGAAUCACUAAAGAGGACACCAUGCGGUGGCAUGAAGGCGGCAAAAGCUACGGUGCUUGCAGUGACUCAAACCAAUCGCACUCAGGCUCCGGUUUGGUGGCUGAAUCAAACUCACAAGAAUUGUCAAGUCUAUCCGUAGAGCCGUACCUUGUGUCUGACAUAGAGACUGCAUCUACAAACGAUACGAUCCCUUCUCAAACUUUAAAACCAUCUUGCCAAGCGCACCUCAGCAAGAAUGCAUCUCCAGUACAUUCUUUAGAGGAGCUGGUCGAUCCGUGUUGUUCCACUGACAGCACGACAGCAUCAGCCGUCAGCACUGCUGCUCUGAGCGGAACCAAAGAUUCUAUAGAACGGCGCAAACAACAAGUGCAGCAAUAUCAAAAUCACGAGCAGCAUAGUCUUCAAUCUAACCACCAAUCUAAUCACCAGCGGUUAGUGCAUCAUCGUCAUCCAAUGCCUCAAUUGCCCAGAACUGAGCAACAUAGUCAGCAGCCACAACUGGUCAACAAAAAUGGUGGCCAUAACUGCAAAUCCGAUGAACAUAAGAUAACUACCACAUCACCUAGGUCCUUAUCUCCAAUUCAAUGUGAACCACCGCGACAGACUGUUCUCAUGUGGGGUACGUCCUAUAUUAACAGCAGGGAAGGGUCUAGUACAAACAUCAGCAGCUGCAAUAGUAUUUGUGACAAUGAUCUCCCUCGUAACAAUUCCGAUGGUCCAACAUCGUACGAAUAUUUAACAGUGAAUAACUUCCACGGCUGUUCAAUCAAUAAUACAAGCAAUUGCACAGUAAUCGCUAGUUCUGGCGAACAUAACAGUACUAACAUGGCGAAUCGAAAACCAGAUGCCGAUGCUACUGAAAGAGAAAUGAUAGAAAAAGAAGAUGAUAGUAAAAGCCGAACGAUUACAAAAUCAUCGGAUUUAGCUCACAUCUCACUUGUGUCGUGCAAAAAAGAAACUCCUCAACCUUCCACUACCAAUAACGACUGAUCUGGAUACAUCCAAUCAUAUUCGGAUUGCUAACUAAGCACUAGUGAAAACAAGAAUCAUGUACCUAAUUUGGACCUCUUUGUUGAAUUACAAUUUUCAUCUAUCUUUUAUUCAUUGCAGUCAUUAGGUCAUUUAUUAAAAAGGGCCUCUGAGUUUCAUGUUUGCAUAAGCCAAUUUAAGCAAAAUUAUUUAUUUAAUCGAGCGAUCGAUAUCAAUGGCAUACCGUAAUUCCUGACUUUUCCGCAACAAUUCCAUUUUUUCUAACUCUUUGAUGUGCAAAUCGGCUAUUUUAAAUUAUCCUGCCUCAGCCCAUGACUACAGCUCUCAUGUUAACGUAUGCGUGUGCGUUUUCGCACAAUGCUGGCUACAGUUUUUUGGCAAAAAUCUUUUCCCUUGUUUCUCUUUCGAUUUCUGUCACAUUUCCAUCUCUUCUUCUUUUUCUAUCACAGCGAUUACCUCUUCAAGUAAUUCGUUCCUUGAAAAACUGAAAAACUAACGCGGUCCUAUUAUAAUUUCCAAUUAGCUUACAAUAUGCUUCGUAACAAGCAAUCUAAUCUAAUGACACAGUCUAUUUAUUUUAUCGGUAAAAAGUCAUUUUAUUACGUAAGCUUAGAACCAAUAGUUGCUACAUCGUAUCGCUUAACUGUUUUUCACAUCCUAAUUACUUACUAGUCUCGGUUCUAUAAGGAAUUUGUAUACUUUAACUUCACACUAAUUUUAAAUCCAUUUGAUACUGACUCUGUGGAAUUUUAGCACAUUAGCAACUUAUGGCUGCUUUCAAUUUUUCUUUCAGGUACUUCACGAACCAAAAUAAACAGUACUCUUGGCAUACACUUUAGAUGUUCCAAACGAGUGAUGGCAAAUUGCCUUGCUAAUAACUGUAUUUUUUAAGCUUUUGUUCUUUCCAAUAUAGAAAUGGCAAAAUAUAAUACUAUUACGGUAAAACUAAAAAAUAAAUACUUUUCCCAAAAAGUAGCCCCCUUCCUCAAAUACGAGUGGUAAAUGAGGUAAAAAUAAGCGAGUUAGGGGGUCUAAUUUUUAUUUUCACUUGAUAGUUUGACCACACAUUAGAAUGGCAAGUACAGUCAAAUGUCAUAGCAUAAAAGCUUAUCAAGCGUCUAUUUACUUUCGGAUCAACAGCAGCCACAAACAAUGGAAGGAUUAGGAUACCCUGGAUGCAAUUUGCAACCACGCAUCCGUAGAAUCGCAUUCACUGUCUUCUUUCGAAUUAUUAUAAUGUCUGGGUCGCCAAUUUUUUGAGUAGUAAUUUACAUUGCUUCCACAACUAAGAAUCCUCAAAUAGGUUCGAAAAUCAUGUCUGUACAUCGUAUCUGUUCAAAUACAUACUAGUACGGUUGGAUCUGCCGAAUAAACAUCUACAAAGCUUGACAGUGUGUAGUUCCAGUCUACUUGACUUACGUCUCUACCUGUAUAAUAGAUAGUUACUUACAGUAAUAUUACUAUGGAAAAGAUUGAAAAUAAAACGGA
Messenger RNA from Anopheles darlingi, 5111 nucleotides. RefSeq lists its product as uncharacterized. NCBI's taxonomy places the organism in Eukaryota, Metazoa, Arthropoda, Insecta, Diptera, Culicidae. The record is from RefSeq and is a predicted model, not a curated record. Bases 945 to 3623 code for a protein of 892 amino acids. Gene Ontology annotation, biological process: regulation of transcription by RNA polymerase II. Gene Ontology annotation, cellular component: nucleus; aryl hydrocarbon receptor complex. The transcript has 10 exons. Gene Ontology annotation, molecular function: nuclear receptor activity; protein dimerization activity; transcription cis-regulatory region binding.